Molecule: messenger RNA, 2430 nt
Organism: Cercospora beticola
Lineage: Eukaryota; Fungi; Ascomycota; Dothideomycetes; Mycosphaerellales; Mycosphaerellaceae
Gene: KAR2
Product: Hsp70 family ATPase KAR2
Biological process (GO): endoplasmic reticulum unfolded protein response
Cellular component (GO): endoplasmic reticulum chaperone complex; cytoplasm; membrane
Molecular function (GO): ATP-dependent protein folding chaperone; ATP binding
Source: RefSeq, a predicted model, not a curated record
GGUCACAGAAGGUCGAGGUGGCAUCUUUUGCGAUUCACUUUAAUAUUUGCCGCGUCUGCUGCACUUCUUCCCCUUCCCUCCCCGUGUCUCUUCCUCUUUUCGACCUCAACCUCAACCGAACUUCAAUUGCUGUUGGCUCAACCGAAGAGCAACAGCACUCACUGUCUCCAUUGCACCACCUCCAACGACCAGCUCGACAUCCUGAUCGCCAAGAGGACACUUCCGAGUCCAUUUCCCACACACAACACCAGCCUCUUGGACCAAGAUGGCGAGGUUCUCGAGGAGCCAGAGCGGCCCUUCGCGGUCGACAGUGUCGCCGUGGAUGACCGCUUUCUACAUCUGCGCCAUUUUGUUGGCGCCAAUGCUCUUUAUGGGCAUGAUCCCAUCCGCACACGCUCAAGAUGCUGAGAAGGCUGACACGAGCGUUACUGGACCUGUCAUCGGUAUCGAUCUUGGAACCACCUACUCUUGUGUUGGUAUCAUGAAGGGCGGCAAUGUGGAGAUUCUCGUCAACGACCAAGGAAACCGAAUAACGCCAUCAUGGGUGGCAUGGAACGACGACGAGCGUCUUGUCGGAGAUGCCGCAAAGAACCAGUUCGCCUCGAACCCACACCGAACCGUCUUCGAUAUCAAGCGUCUCAUUGGUCGCAAGUACGAGGAGAAGGAUGUACAGAAGGAUAUCAAGCACUUCCCAUACAAGGUCGUCAACAAGGGUGGUCAGCCACGUGUCAAGGUCGAUGUGAAGGGCGAGGAGAAGACUUUCACGCCCGAGGAAAUUUCCUCCAUGAUCCUCGGAAAGAUGAAGGAAGUCGCUGAAUCGUACUUGGGCGAGACUGUUACCAACGCAGUGGUCACUGUGCCAGCUUACUUCAACGACGCUCAGCGUGCCGCAACCAAGGAUGCGGGCACCAUCGCUGGUCUCAACGUUCUGCGUGUGGUCAACGAGCCAACUGCCGCCGCCCUCGCCUACGGUCUUGACAAGACCGACAAGGAGCGCCAGAUCAUCGUCUACGAUCUUGGUGGAGGUACCUUCGAUGUUUCCAUCUUGACUGUCGACCAGGGCGUGUUCGAGGUGCAGGCAACUGCCGGUGAUACCCAUCUUGGAGGCGAGGAUUUCGAUCAGCGUAUCGUCGACUACUUCACGAAGAGCUACAACAAGAAGCACAGCACCGAUAUCACGAAGAACGCAAAGACCAUGGGUAAGCUCAAGCGUGAGGUUGAGAAGGCCAAGCGCUCGCUGUCCAGCCAGAUGAGCACCAAGAUUGAAAUCGAGGCGUUCCACGAGGGUAACGAUUUCUCCGAGACUCUCACCCGGGCCAAGUUCGAGGAGCUGAACAACGACUUGUUCAAGAAGACCCUGAAGCCUGUGGAGCAGGUUCUCAAGGAUGCCAAGCUCAAGAAGAGCGAUAUUGAUGAUAUCGUGCUUGUUGGUGGUUCCACCCGUAUUCCAAAGGUCCAGGCCAUGCUCGAGGAGUUCUUUGGCAAGAAGGCCAGCAAGGGUAUCAACCCCGAUGAGGCUGUUGCUUUCGGUGCUGCCGUUCAGGGUGGUGUUCUCUCUGGUGAAGCCGCCGCUAGCGAAGUCGUGCUCAUGGAUGUCAACCCGCUCACUCUUGGUAUCGAGACUACUGGCGGUGUCAUGACCCACCUGAUCAAGCGUGGAACCACCAUCCCGACCAAGAAGAGCCAGAUCUUCUCGACCGCUGCCGAUAACCAGCCUACCGUCCUUAUUCAAGUGUUCGAAGGAGAGCGUUCUAUGACAAAGGACAACAACCAGCUCGGAAAGUUCGAGCUGUCUGGAAUCCCACCUGCGCCUCGUGGCCAGCCUCAGAUUGAGGUGACUUUCGAGCUUGAUGCCAACGGAAUUCUUCGUGUGUCUGCUGGCGACAAGGGCAGUGGAAAGUCCGAGUCUAUCACCAUCACCAACGAUAAGGGCCGUCUCAGCGCUGAAGAAAUCGAGCGCAUGGUCGAGGAGGCUGAGAAGUAUGCUGAGGAGGACAAGGCAACUCGUGCUCGUAUUGAAGCUCGCAACGGCCUGGAGAACUACGCAUUCAGCCUGAAGAACCAGGUCAACGACGAGGAUGGUCUUGGUGGCAAGAUCGACGAGGACGACAAGGAAGCCCUUCUCGAGGCUGUCAAGGAGGCCACCGACUGGCUGGAGGAGAACGCUCAAACGGCAGAGGCUGAGGACUUUGAUGAGCAGAAGCAGAAGCUGUCUGACGUUGCGUACCCGAUCACAUCGAAACUGUACGGAGGCGGCGGUGCCGGAGGCAUGCCAGACUAUGGCGAGGAUGAUGAGCCAAGCGGGCACGACGAGCUCUAAACGCGUAGCGCGAGUCCGGUGUCCCUUGUUGAUACAGUAGCUGGGCCCGAGACGCGUGGGAUGUAUGCUAUAUAGAAUCAUGGCAUGAAAUGUUGAAACGUUCCUCACGA